AUGGCCCUCCGGCCUAGAUUCGGUGAGAUUCGCUCCCCUUCCCAUGAUACCCUCCGCAGCGGGGCGCCCUCCCCGCGCAUUGAGCAUUACGAUGGUGAAAUCCCUCCCGCGCUCUCCCCGCUCGACGCCUUUGCCGCCCAGGGCCGCCUUUUAGCCCGCCAGUUGGAGGAAUCUGCCCGGAGAAACCGUCGAAUGAGCCGAUUGCCUCCAUCCAGUGUGGCACGCUCUCUUUCGCAACCUCGACCAGGCUAUUUCCGAUCGGCGUCUACCAGUGAUGCUCGCGGAGGAAAGCGCCAUGAGUUAUCGAGACGGCCAACGCAGAAGAUGAACCCGGAGGUGGAGGAGCCUAAGUUCCGCCCACAGUCCGAGCAUCCACGGCUCAGUGCCAUCUCACACCUGUCAAGUGCAGAAUCGAAAGAACUAGAGGCGCAAGAAGUUGAACACGAGAAGAUGGAGGAAGAAAUAGACGAUAAUACUACUCCGCGACAAGAAUUGACCGUCGAUGUCUUCGUUCCGCCACGCUCCGAGUCUCCGGACAACAUCUCUGCCUACAGUGCCCCCGAAGGGCCCCGUCGCUUUUAUUCUGUUGCUCCUUCUCGUGCCCCCUCUGAGGGUCCUACGCCUCCGGCAGGGGUUGUGCUGAUGCCCCCAUCUAGAACUUCGUCCACCGAUUCAGCUUCUCACUUGAAUAUUCCGUCGCGUGGGUUGGCCCCGCCUGCCUCUCCUCUCUCGCGGCCACCGAGCAGUUCCCGAGGUGGUCACUUCGAGAGCUCAGAUGAUGAUUACAGCAGCUCAGCUGCAGGCUCGACGUUCUCAAAGCCACGGAAAAUGUCCUCCAGUAGCGCAAUGUCUAUGCCUUACUCGCCCAUGUCUAAUGCCCAGAUCCGCUCACAUCCUCGGUCUCCGUCUAUGAGCUCAGAAACGUCCAACUACGGAUUGUCCCGCCCGUCGUAUAAUUUCUCUCGGCCCUUGAGUCGAUCUGGCACGAGUCUCUCGGCCCCCGGACCGGUGUGCUCAUCUGAAGGGAUACAAAGCACUAUCAAUCGUGGACACAAGCCCAGUCCUAUCAGGGUGCCAUCUCCAGCGGAUUUGGCUUUACACCCACACGAGGAUCCAUCCUCGGCUGUUUCGUCUUAUAUCCACACCAAGUACGCUUUGCCUCGGGGACGCGCUGUCUGUCGCGACUCGGUUGUCUUCUCGGGCCUGCAGACUCCUCAUUUUGAAUGGCAAGAACCGCUGUUUGAGAGUCCUGAUCGCCAGGCGGCUGCGGAACCUUCUGAGUCUCGGCGGACUCCAUCUCCAUCACCAUCAGGUAAAGAGUCUGUGACUUCCAAGUCGCGAUCUAUCCGCGAGUCGCCCAGUUCGUCUCGGAGACUAUUGACACCUGAGCCACCACUACCACAAGCGAGUUCUCUCUUGCCCAGUGAUGGCCCAAUACCUCCAAGGCGGACAUCCACCGAGUCUGCUACAGCAGAAGCUGCACCAUCUGAACCAGCAGUGAGCAAACCUGCACCACCGACGCAGACAGAAUCCGAAACGUCCAGAAAUGACAAUGCCGAUGCUACGUCUUCUGCUGGCUCUGAAUCCACUCUGCGCCCGCAGACGGCCAGAACACACACGACUUCGGCCCCCAUCACGGCAGACGAACACGUGACCAGAGGUAUUGAGUGCCACGAGAAAGGAUCUCUCAAUGAAUCCACGUAUCACCUUCGUAUUGCGGCAAAGCAGAAUCAUCCUACGGGGAUGCUGCUCUAUGCAUUAGCUUGCCGUCAUGGUUGGGGAAUGCGACCGAAUCAGCAAGAGGGUGUACGGUGGUUGCGCAAGGCUGUAGACUCCGUGGGACUAGAGCUCAUGGACGACUCUAACCCGUCCAUCCCUGUGCGUAUGAGAGAGCUCCAGAAGGCUUAUCGCGCUCAAUUUGCUCUCAGCAUCUAUGAGCUCGGUGUGAGUCAUCUGAACGGGUGGGGUAUAGAGCAGGACAAAUCCCUGGCCUUACGUUGCUUCGAGAUUGCGGGUCAGUGGGGUGACGGGGACGCGCUCGCAGAGGCCGGGUUCUGUUACGCAGAAGGUAUCGGCUGUAAGAAAGACUUGAAGAAGGCCGCGAAGUUCUAUCGCCAAGCGGAAGCUAAGGGGAUUAACAUGGUUGGCAACAGCUGGAUAUACAAGGACAAAUAUCUGUCAGACGACAACCAUAAUGCCAGUUCUCGUGGUCGUGGCCGCAGUCAGCGAUCCGGUAGUACUCCUGACAAGAAGAAUCGCAGCAAAUCUCGCACUCGCAGCCUCUUUCACCGGAAGAAAUCCGUCGCUACCGAGGCCUGA
Molecule: messenger RNA, 2319 nt
Organism: Aspergillus saccharolyticus JOP 1030-1
Lineage: Eukaryota; Fungi; Ascomycota; Eurotiomycetes; Eurotiales; Aspergillaceae
Exons: 2
Coding region: 1-2319 (772 amino acids)
Molecular function (GO): protein binding
Source: RefSeq, a predicted model, not a curated record